Molecule: messenger RNA, 3027 nt
Organism: Sclerotinia trifoliorum
Lineage: Eukaryota; Fungi; Ascomycota; Leotiomycetes; Helotiales; Sclerotiniaceae
Source: the annotation of a GenBank genome assembly
AGUUACAGCGAGGUCUUGAUUUCUACUGUAUCUCAUCAAAAUGCCGCCAUCCCAACUUAAGAGGUUAAAAGCCUCUCUUCGAGAGCAAGGAAUUGUUGGUCCUCAACAGUCAAAGAAACAAAAGAAACAGAAUGCACAGAAUGGCGCAAACAAGGAGAAGAAGAUCAAGAGAAGCGUCGCGCUCAGCGGGAUUCGUGAUCAGUUCAACCCAUUCGAGAUCAAACAGGCCAAAGCACCGAAAUUUGAAGUUACGAGCAAUAAAACACUUAGCGGAAGGAUCUCGAAAGGUAUCAAGAAACCGGGUGUUGCGAGGGGUCUUGCUGAAGAGAAUGUAAGUUCGUCUGGCGUCAAGUGUGACGACUGCUAAUAUUUUUUCAGCGCCGUAAAACUCUGCUUGUUGAGAUGCAGAGCAGAAAUCGAGUGGGAGGUAUAAUAGAUAAGCGUUUCGGAGAAAAUGACCCUUCAAUGGCUCCUGAAGAUAAGAUGCUCGAACGUUUCACACAAGAGAAGCAGAGAGGCCACAAGAAUAGCUCUGCGUUUGACCUUGAGGAUGACGAAGUAUCUGGCGAGCUUACACACAUGGGACAAUCACUUUCUCUGGAUGGUCCUACAAUCCGGGAUGAUUUUGACGAUGAGGGCUUAGAACUGUCGGAUGCUGACGACCAUGAGUCGGACGAGGAGCGACAAGCACGAAAACGCCGCCGAGGCUCAAAUUCUGAAGGUUCAGACGAAGAUGAGGAAGGAAAUUCUCUGCCUGAACGGAAGAAGUCGAAGCAAGAGGUUAUGAAAGAACUUAUCGCUAAAUCUAAAAUGCACAAAUAUGAGCGUCAAGCAGCCAAGGACGACGAUGAGGAUCUGCGAGAAGAAUUGGACAAGGAAAUGUCGGGCAUUCAUGAACUUCUUCGCGGCAUGGCUGCUAAACCACCACCUCCACCUCCACCGCCUGCGCCACCUGCGGAUAUUCCUGGUAUGAAUCCAGAGCGGAUAGCACUGAUGAACGGGGGCGAUCGAGCAAAGUUGGAAAAGGAAUACGAUAUUCGAAUGAGGCAGAUGGCGCAAGACAAACGAUCUCAACCUACGGAAAGAUCGAAAACAGAGGACGAGAAGAUGGAGCAGGAAUCAAGAAGAUUGAAAGAAUUGGAGGCGAAGAGAUUGCGUCGUAUGGAAGGUGUGACUGAAGAUAGCGAUGAUGAAGAAGAUAAUAAACCACGAAGAGCAGGCGAUGAGGAGGAAGAAGAAGAGGAGGAAGAGGAAGAUUACGGCUUAGGCGGUGGUAUCAAAACCAGACCUAGUGCUGCGGAACUAGGUGCCGACGAUGAGGAUGAUUUCAUCAUAGAUGAUGAUCUCGUAGCGAGUGGCUCAGACAUCGAUGAAUCGGAGGGCGAAUCUGAUGAAGAGGAUGCGGAAUCUGAUAACGAAGACGACGAGUUUCUCGAAGGCCUGCUUACUGAAGAGGAGGCAAAGAGACCAGAGUUCUUGACCGGUGCAAAUGCUCCUCUUCCUGAGGUUGAGAUGCCUACCAAAAAUGGUGUUAAUGGUGACCUUGCUUAUACCUUUGCAUGCCCACAAUCACACGAAGAGCUUCUACAGAUUACCAAGGGUAUCGCUUUGUUAGACCUACCAACCGUUGUACAGCGUAUCAGAGCUUUGUAUCAUCCUAAACUCAACUCAGAAAACAAGGGAAAGCUAGGAAACUUCUCUGUUUCUCUCAUUUCUCAUAUCUCUUACCUCGCAAACCAAGCCCAGCAACCCCCUUUCUCCGUUCUAGAGAACAUUAUCCGACACAUUCAUUCGCUCGCCAAAACGUUCCCUCUUGAGAUUGCUAAUGCUUUUAGACGACAUCUCGACGAAAUCAAUCAAUCGCGAGCCCUAUCUCUAAAGGCUGGUGAUCUCGUUAUCCUGACGGCCAUUGGAACAAUAUUCCCAACCUCAGAUCAUUUCCAUCAAGUAGUGACCCCUGCAAUCCUUACUAUGGGACGAUACCUGGGCCAAAAGAUUCCUCAAACUUUGUCUGAUUACACAAUGGGAGCAUAUCUCUGCAGUCUAUGCUUACAAUAUCAAAGAUUGUCGAAGAGAUACGUCCCAGAAGUGGUAGGCUUUAUUGAGAAUACUUUAUGUGCUCUUGCGCCUAGCAAGCUGGCAAAAAUUCCAGGUUGCUUCCCAUAUCAUGAGCCAAAGAGCUCAGUUAGGAUUGAGAAGGCCACGGAAUCAGACAGGCAGAUCGCCUUUUAUGAUUGUGUUGCACUGGAAUCAUCAGCAGAUGACGAAGAGUCGUUAAAGGCUGCUUUGCUGGAGGCAAACAUCAAAAUCUUAAACGCAAGUGCCGAUUUGUGGACAGAUAAAUCAGCUUUCACCGAAAUCUUUGAACCAGUCUUGACCAUCCUAAAACAUCUGGGAAGCAAAUCUUGCCGGUCGAAGCUCUCAGAAAGUAGUCAAGUAAGCCAACCAAAAACUAAAACUUCAUACAGGUGCUAACAAACUCCCUAGACCCUCAUCCGCAAAUCCACAUCCAAAUUCCAAACCAUGCUAAAGCUAGCGCAUCUCGCUCGUCGCCCUCUCGAAUUACAUCACCACAAACCCCUCGCCAUCAAAACCUCCAUCCCCAAAUUCGAAGACUCGUAUAAUCCAGAUAAACACUACGAUCCCGAUCGUGAACGUGCCGAAACUGCUAAGUUGAAGGCGGAGCAUAAGAAGGAGAGGAAGGGCGCCAUGCGUGAAUUGCGCAAGGAUAGCAAUUUCAUCGCGAGAGAGAGCUUGAGGCAGAAGAAGGAGAAGGAUGCUGCGCAUGAGAAGAAGAUGAAGAGACUUAUUGCGGAGAUUCAAGGUGAGGAGGGAAAGGAGGCGAAGGCUUAUGAGCGUGAGAAGGAAUGGAGGAAGAAGGGGAGGAAAUAGAUACAUGUUCAAAAGGCUUGAUCUAAGUGCCGGUGCCAUAUGCGGAAGCGUAAGCACGUAAUUCUUGCACUGAUGGUGUACAUUUAGGAUUUAUAGGUUAAUUACAAAGCCACGCAUAAAUGAUAGAGAUGCCGA